AUGUCAGUUGUGAUGGCUCAUGAUGAUUUUAUUGAGAAUGGACAAUACAACAAUCAAUCCAGUUCAAUUCAAUCAGAUUCAGAGGAUGAUUAUAAUGUUUCUGUAGCAUGUAAAAAAUUUCCAUCCAUCAUAUUGGGAAGUUCUCCUCGAGUUGAAUUAUUUGAUGCCUCUGCAUGUUAUUCAGAUAUUACGAGCUUUUUAGCAGCUAAAAAUGGUGAGAACUUCCUUCUGACUUCAACUUGUGAAGAGUGGGUACAAGAUGGUCUGGAUGGAACUCUGUCUUCGCUGUACCCUGUCGUUCCAAGUGUAGGAAAUUCUUCAGUAAGUGAAGAAUAUUCUUAUAAUGCUGGUCCAUCUCUUCUGCCUACGAAUAUUGAGACUGGAAUAAUAUCUAGUAAUCCAGCUAUCGAUGGAGACUCUUCAGAAAAGGAGUUAAAAUCACAACAUAAUGCAGUAUCUGGCAGGUCAUUUCUUGACCAGUCCGUUGGUUGCAUACCUGGAUUAAGUAAGAGGCACCAGCGCCUGCUUGACAAUAGCGGCUUCCACACAUUGGGAAAAUUACUACAUCAUUUUCCUCGGACCUAUGCUGAUUUACGGAAUCCACAGGUUACUAUCGAUGAUGGACAAUACUUGAUCUUUAUUGGGAAAGUCUUGUCGUCAAGAGGAACUGAGGAAGAGUUAGGGUGGAUUCAUGCAAUGUAUAUUUCCUGCAGGGGAAUCAGAGCUAAUUACUCCUUUUCAUUUCUUGAGGUGGUUGUGGGCUGUGAACUAGAAAGAGAACCUAAUUCCGGUUGUGUGGUUGAUGAUACUACUGGGGGAAAGAAGAUCAUUUAUUUGCACUUGAAGAAAUUUUUUCGUGGUACUCGGUUUACUUUCCAGCCUUUUCUAAGAAGUCUCGAAGAGAAGCAUAAAGAAGGGGAGAUUGUUUGUGUAAGUGGUAAGGUAAGGACUAUGCAUUCUGAAGAUCACUAUGAGAUGAGAGAAUAUAACAUUGACAUUCUUCAAGACGAAAAGGAGGUGUCCUUUUGUGCAAAAGAGAGGCCAUAUCCUAUAUACCCUUCAAAAAGAGGAUUAAAUCCAACAUUUCUUAGAGAUAUUAUUGCCAGAGGCACAGAAAUAUUGCCAAUCAAUGUAGAUCCCAUUCCAGAAGAUAUCACUCAGGGCUUUGGGCUGUUACGUCUUCAUGAUCAGGCAUAUAAUGGGAUUCAUCAGCCAAAGAGUAUAAAGGAAGCUGAUUUGGCUCGCAAACGUUUUAUAUUUGAUGAGUUUUUUUACCUGCAGUUGGCGCGCUUGUUCCAAAUGCUUGAAGGUCUUGGUACAACAAUAGAGAAAGAUGGUUUGCUGGACAAGUAUCGUCAACCUAAUUUUAGUGCUGCAUAUACGAAGGAAUGGUCUUGUCUCACCCAAAAUUUUCUUAAGGCUCUUCCAUAUUCCCUUACAGAGAGUCAGAUGAAAGCUGUUGCAGAAAUUAUAUGGGAUUUGAAGCGACCAAUCCCUAUGAAUAGGCUCUUACAGGGUGACGUAGGAUGUGGGAAGACAGUGGUUGCUUUUCUGGCAUGUAUGGAAGUUAUAGGCAUUGGAUAUCAGGCAGCUUUCAUGGUUCCAACCGAGUUGCUUGCUAUUCAGCAUUAUGAGCAUUUGCUUGGUUUGUUAGAGAACAUGGAAGGGAUCGAGAAUAAACCUUCUGUUGCUUUACUGACAGGUUCUACCCCAUCAAAACAAUCACGGAUGAUUCGUCAGAGCCUCCAAACUGGAGAGACUUCUUUAGUUGUUGGAACUCACAGUUUAAUAUCAGAAAAAGUGGAGUUCUCUGCUUUGCGCAUUGCAGUUGUGGAUGAGCAGCAUCGUUUUGGUGUAGUUCAGAGAGGAAAGUUCAGCAGUAAGCUAUUCAACAACUCCUUAAGUUCGAAAAUUGCAGCUGAGAACUCCGAUGGAAACUCAAGUGGAGAUUUCUCUAUGGCCCCUCAUGUUCUUGCCAUGUCUGCCACUCCUAUUCCAAGGACACUUGCUCUUGCAUUAUAUGGGGAUAUGUCACUAACUCAAAUAACUGAUUUGCCUCCUGGACGAGUACCAGUCAAAACAUAUUCUAUUGUGGGAGACGAUGAAGGGUUUGAGAAGGUUUAUGAGAUGAUGCGGGAUGAGUUAGAAAUAGGAGGAAAGGUGUAUCUCGUGUAUCCAGUCAUUGAGCAAUCUGAACAGCUGCCUCAGCUUCGUGCUGCUUCAGAAGGUCUUGAAUCAAUUUCUUACAGAUUUCAUGACUAUAGCUGUGGGUUGUUGCACGGAAAAAUGAAGAGUGAUGAGAAAGAGGAAGCUUUGCGGAGAUUUAGGAACGGAGAUACACAGAUACUACUUGCUACCCAAGUGAUUGAGAUUGGAGUCGAUGUUCCUGAUGCAUCAAUGAUGGUUGUCAUGAAUGCUGAGAGAUUUGGUAUUGCUCAGCUACAUCAACUAAGAGGUCGAGUUGGACGUGGAACGAAGAAGUCUAGAUGCUUACUGGUGGCAUCUACGGCAAGCGCCCUAAGUCGGUUGAAGGUGUUGGAGAAUUCGUCGGAUGGUUUUCGCUUGGCGGAAUUUGAUCUUCUUUUACGUGGACCUGGUGAUCUGCUUGGUAAAAAACAGUCGGGGCAUCUUCCAGAGUUUCCAGUUGCAAGGUUGGAGAUAGAUGGGAAUAUUUUGGAACAAGCACAUCUUGCUGCUUUGAAAAUUUUAAGCCUGUCUCAUGAUUUGGAGAAGUUUCCUGCCCUCAAGAUGGAGCUGAGCAUGAGGCAGCCACUCUGUCUCCUGGGUGAUUAGAUUAGGUUUCAUUAAUUAGAUUAGCAUGAACCUUAGUUUUAAUUCUCUCUUCUUCUUGCAUUUGUACAGAUACUGUAUUAGCUGUUUGAAUAUGGGCAUGGUAAAUAUAUGCAAGUACCAUUUACAAUAGAUUGAACUAUGAGAUCAAUCAAUCUAAUGAUGUGAAAUGAAGAUAUUGUAGAGAAAUUAGCUUGA
Messenger RNA from Momordica charantia (bitter melon), 2988 nucleotides. Its product is annotated as DEAD/DEAH box RNA helicase family protein. The record is from RefSeq and is a predicted model, not a curated record. Lineage: Eukaryota; Viridiplantae; Streptophyta; Magnoliopsida; Cucurbitales; Cucurbitaceae. Gene Ontology annotation, biological process: DNA recombination; DNA repair. Gene Ontology annotation, molecular function: nucleic acid binding; ATP binding; DNA helicase activity.